This is a messenger RNA of Brenthis ino (lesser marbled fritillary), 1521 nucleotides long. The record is from the annotation of a GenBank genome assembly. Lineage: Eukaryota; Metazoa; Arthropoda; Insecta; Lepidoptera; Nymphalidae.
AUGUCAGCAGGCAACGAUCCUUUCUCGUGUCCAAAUGUAUGUCCGACCAUAAAUCGACACAGUUCUGACAACAAAAAUGAACAAAUUAGUAAAGAACGAAAGGCGGAGAAUAUUCACGCGUCUCCAUAUGUGCCUGGUAUGAUUGAACCUCCAGAACCAAAAAUAUUGCUGCCAGGGGCCCCGCCGAGGUACCUUCCUCAACCUACAGACAGCACAAGCGGAGAUAUUCUUGGUAUGGGUCCAAUAGGACCAUGGGCUGCUGGUCAUAUAGAUUGGACCCCUCAAGCUGGGACUACAGGGGUACGUCCAGUGGUAGAUAAGUAUUCUAUAACAAGAUAUUCUACUGGAGAAUGGCGAAAAAAUAAUCAAUACACUCUUACGCCACGUGCAACUGACAAAGCUAAAGCUUUAGAAAACCAAAUUAAGAACGACAUUAAUAAUGCUUUUUCAAGUAUGGAUAAUAAACUAGAAGAUUCUGAUAAAAAACUAAAUAAGCGCAUCGGAGAUUUGUCGCAUUGGAAGAAAAAAGUAGAAAUUACUCUUCAGGCCAUGAUUGAUGAAAUAAAUACUUUAGAUGAAGACAGAGCGCGGUUGAAAGGUGCCUGCAGAAUCUUGAUGAUGCCGGAAGCGAUAUCAAGAGAGUGUUUAGAGCUGCGCACGAGUCGCUAUGAACCAGACUUAGUAAGAGACGAUGCGGAGCAGGAAUUAAUUAAAGAAGUAGCAAUCGUUGGUGAAAUAAGACGAGUAUUUAUGACUACGUUAGCACAAGUUGAAGAACAAAUGGCAAGAAAUAAAUCAGCGAAAUCAUCUAUAGAAUUCGAUUGGAGCGAUAAAAUGAUCACUUUAAAAGUAGACAGAACAAAUGCAACUCUUUCACCGAAAUCUAAUCUUACACAAUAUCACCCUGGCGUGGCAAGAUGGCCAGAAAACGCUACAACAUUAGAGUACUGGGAACAUUAUUGUGCGGAAAGUAUACGAAACUGCGAGGAGGUAAGAAAGGCAUCAGAAAAACUUCGCGGUGAUUUAAUGACGGUUAUAACUAAAGGAAGUGAAGAUAUGAAAUUACAAGCAGAUAGAACAAAUUUAGCGUUAUCAGAAACAAUAGAAGCAACUGAAGCCCUUUGCGAAAAGCUGGAAGAGAAUCUUAAAGAUAACCUACAUAAAAUAGGCGACAUAGAAAACCUUGUAGAUUAUUUAAAAGAGUCUCUACGAAAAGUUGACGAAAGAAACAAGUGUGUCAUGUCGCGGCUAUAUGCUAGGAACUACGAGCGACCUUAUGUAGAGAACUGUAGAGAUGAAGCGCAAUACGCUUUGAUGGCGGAAGUCAAGUUUAUAAAAGAAACUUCGGAGUCAGUUCAGAAUAAAUUAAGGGAAGCAGAGAAUGUGAGGUCUGAGCUGAUGAAAUACAGAGGAGAUUUAGAAAAGGACAUUGCUUGUAAAAGAAAAAGUCUGAAUAUAGAUAAAGACAGGUGCGCAAGAGUGCGAGCACACAUGCCCACGCCGGAGGAGUUUGCGGCUGGA